UUCCGCCAGAACCUCCUUCGCGGCCGGGAUGUCAGCGGACGACGACGCCUACAUGGCCCUGCCUGCCGACCAUGAGUCGUUCCGGCGCGAUGGCGUCUACACCUUCCGACUGACCUAUGGCGGCGGCACGAUGCUGGCGGCCGGCAACCCCGACUGGCUCACGUCGACCUGGACGCAGACCAACUGGGUCACGGAGGGCUCGCCGGGCACGCUGACCUGCCUCGACGCAGGAUGCACAAAGUGGAAUGCCGCGGGCGGUUGCUCCAAAUUCAAGGGGCUCGCAAAGAGCGACAGCGGCUGCGCAGUGCUCGACGGCAAUGGCCUGCAAGGCUGCUGGUACAACCAGGUGGGGGGCAUUUGUAAGUGGAACGGAGGGAUGCCGGUCGCGCACGGAUGGGUCGCCGACAUCAUGACGCUGGAUCUCCUUUGGGGAUCGUUGCCGCCGCCUUCGCCGCCGACUAUCGGCAGGCGCGCACAGGAGGCAGGGCCGCGUUCUUGGAGCGACGAGCACAGGCUGCGCGUGGAGGUGACGACGACGACCAUGGCCGUCUACCUCGACGGCAUCAGCAAGGGCUACGUCGACUUGUACCCGGCGGGCAAUGCCAAUCGCAACCCACCAAGGUUUGACGAGGAGCACGACCUCUGCAUUGGCGACCCCUGGAACCCCGCCGCCUCCGCCGAAGUCCGCGGCAUCACCAUCCAGCGGCCGCCGCCGCCGCCCUCGCCGCCGCCGUACCCGCCCUCGCAGCCCUCGCCGCCGUCUCCGCCGCCACCCUCCCUCUCGCCGUCGCUUCCGCCGCCGCAGCUCCAGAUCGGCCCGCCCACGCCACCGUCCCUGCCGCCGCCACCUCCGUCUUCGCCUCCGCCUCCGCCGGCGCCGCCGCCGUCGCCGCCAUCGCCUCCGCCGGUGAGCGAUGCCGCCAGCUGCGCCGCCCACGAAUGCUGCCUCGUCCUGCUCGCUGGCGCUCGCGGCAGCAACUGCGCGCCGGUGCCGGUGUGGGGGAUGGAGGGCGAUGUCCGCGAUUUUUACGAUCGGCGAUCGAUGUGCGGGAGCGUCAUUGCCUACUGGGCCGAGGAGGCCAGGCUGCUCUGGGUGCCGGACAGCGACCCCGAGGAUGCAAGUGCGACUCACCAACAACUGCUCCUCUCCAACAACGGCGGGGUUGGGCGCCGCGCCGGCACGUACAUCGACGUCGAGUGCAACCCUCGGCCCCCCGCGCCACCCUCGGCGCCGCCAGUGCCGCCGCCACCGCCCUCGCCGCCGCCGCCCUCCCCGCCGCCUCCGACUGUCGACUCCCCGCCCCCGCCGCCGCCGCCAGCCACGCCAACGACCGAGCCCACUCACUGGGACAUCGACUGGGGCUUCUCGUGCGCCUCGCCAAAUUGCCCGGCCGCGUCGCGCUACGACGUCCGUACCUGCGACACAGUCACGUGGACGAUUGAGGACGGGAUGCACGACGUCGUCUCGGGCCCACGCGGUGCGGCGGAUGGCCAUUUCAACAGCGGCCUGCUUAGCACCGGCGAGACAUUCACCGUCAAGUUUGAUGAGGCUGGCUCUUACCAAUACCACUGCACACCGCACGGAACCAUGAACGCCGUCAUCGUCGUUCAAGGCGAACCUUGCCCCAACUCUCCCCCCACCCCCCCGUUGCUGGCAUCCUCGCCGCCGCCGCCGCCGCCGCAGCAGCCCCCCGCCUCACCGACGGUGACGCUUCCACCGGCGCAGUGCACCGUCGUCGGAGCCGGGCCGGGCGGCGUCCUAGCGGCGGACGUGAUGGCGGGCGCCGACGGGUGCGGGGGUUCACUACGGCUCUUUGAGCGAGGGGAUCUGCCACUCGAGGGGACGUACGACACGCUGCCGUUCUUCGAGACCUUCAACAAGCAAGAGGUGUACAUUGUGGGUACGUACAAUGGCGCCGAGCUGCCGUUUGCCGGUGUGUUUGGCGGGCAGCAGACAACAAACGGCGGGGUGUUCGCUCCGGGCACCGCGGCGGAACUGGCGGCAGGGCUCGCGAUCGGCACUGCGGCAGCCCAGGCGGCGCAAGCCUGCGCGGCUGCCUCGGUCAACGCCACUUACUGGAAGCCGCUGCUCGGAGCCGUGCCCCCGCCCGUGCAACACAUCGAGGGCCAGACCCUGCUCGAUCACAAUGGCAUGCUCGCGACCUGUGUCAACGAGACGGGCUGCGCCUGGGGCGACAUGCUCAUGCCUCCGGGCUUCCACACCCCAGGGAGUGCCGACUCCAUCCGCCGCCGCACCGUCGCGCACGGUGUGCACGGCAGUGGCGCGCCCGACUAUGCCACCUUGGGCGCGGAGGUGCGCUCGAUCGACUUUGAGGAGGAUCCGAACAGCGGCGAGCUGAUGGCGGCGGCAGUCCGUCUCUCGGACGGCACAGUCUCCCCGGUGGCUAACGGCGGCAAGGUUCUCCUCGCCGCCAGCUCGAUUGGCUCGGCCAGCAUCUUGGCGCGCAGCCGACCGGACCUCUACUCCUCAUUCACCUUCAACAAUCACUACUACACUGCAAGCUUCCUACUCCCCUCGUCCGUGUGCGUCCCGGCCGGCGACGGUGAGGUCUGCGGCGAAGGGCCGCCGGCGAGCACCCACUCGCACAACUGGAACUACGGCUUCGUCACGCCCGGCAACGGCGACUGCGCGGGCCAAUCGUUCGAGGUGGACCUCCGCGGGAACUACCCGGUGCCAGACGCGCCCUACCAGGUCAUCCUGCUGCAGAUGGAGCCCGAGAUGCGCUCGCACGGCGGCUGGAACGCCUCGACGGGCUUGAUUGACCUCGUUGACGAGCCGCCCACCGAAUGCGACCUGCUCGCGCGCCGGCAGGCGAUCAACAUCACCUCAGCGUCGUGGGGCGCAUUCACGCCCGGCUUCUCCCUCGACUCCUCCCACGCCGCCGUCGCCGCCUGGCCGCAAGGGUGGCACUGGGCCGGCGGAAUACCUCUCGUCGAUGGCUCGUCGCGUGUCGCCGGCACGACGAACGUCUUCUCGGCCGACGCCGGUGCUGUGCGCAAGCCCUUCAACUGCCACACAUCGAUGGUCUCCGCCGCCGCCGGCGUCAUCGCCGGCAUGGAGGCGCUCGGCCUCCCCACCGCCGACUGCAUGGACCACAUCACGGCCAGUUUCCCUCCGCCGCCGCCGCCGCCAGUGUCCUCGGAGCAAAUGGUUGCGUGCAUCAUGUCGUGCGACGAUGCCACCCUCUCGGCCUACCGCUCCUGCAACAUGGCGUGCCACGGAAUGUACUCCCCGAGCCCACCGCCUCCGCCGCCGCCUCCGUCCGCCUCGCCGUCGCCGCCGCCGCCGUCCGCCUCGCCGUCGCCGCCGCCGCCGUCCGCCUCACCGUCGCCGCCGCCGCCGUCCGCCUCACCGUCGCCUCCGCCUCCGUCCGCCUCGCCGUCGCCGCCGCCUCCGUCCGCCUCGCCGUCGCCGCCGCCUCCGUCCGCCUCACCGUCGCCGCCGCCGCCGUCCGCCUCACCGUCGCCGCCGCCUCCGUCCGCCUCACCGUCGCCGCCGCCGCCGUCCGCCUCACCGUCGCCGCCGCCUCCCUCCGCCUCGCCGUCGCCGCCGCCUCUGUCCGCCUCACCGUCGCCGCCGCCUCCGUCCGCCUCGCCGCCGCCGCCGCCUCCGUCCGACUCACCGUCGCCGCCGCCUCCGUCCGCCUCACCGUCGCCGCCGCCGCCGUCCGCCUCGCCCUCGCCGCCGCCUCCGUCCGACUCGCCGUCGCCGCCG
This is a messenger RNA of Emiliania huxleyi CCMP1516, 3736 nucleotides long. RefSeq lists its product as hypothetical. The transcript is spliced from 3 exons. The annotation marks the transcript as partial. The record is from RefSeq and is a predicted model, not a curated record. Gene Ontology annotation, molecular function: electron transfer activity; copper ion binding. NCBI's taxonomy places the organism in Eukaryota, Haptophyta, Isochrysidales, Noelaerhabdaceae.